Molecule: messenger RNA, 1266 nt
Organism: Aspergillus tubingensis
Lineage: Eukaryota; Fungi; Ascomycota; Eurotiomycetes; Eurotiales; Aspergillaceae
Exons: 1
Coding region: 1-1266 (421 amino acids)
Source: RefSeq, a predicted model, not a curated record
AUGAUCACCGGCCCUACCGCCUCCCCCGGCAAUGGCGUGGUUGGGCCCUACUCAGGCAACAGCCUGGCCCUGCGCAUCGUCAUCGCUACCAUGGCCGCUCUAUCCUGGUAUAACGCCAUCGAACUGGUCAUUCUCGUCUUUGUGACCUUUUCCCAGUUUCGCGGUCCCUACUUCUGGUCUCUUCUGAUCUCCGCUCUCGGUCUGAUUCCCUACUCGGCCGGCUUUCUGCUCAAAUACUUCGCUCUCACGUCCGCUACCGCCCUCUCCAUCACCCUCAUUACCAUCGGCUGGUACGCCAUGGUAACCGGCCAAUCCGUGGUGCUCUACUCGCGCCUGCAUCUCGUCCUCCCCAACCCCAAAGUCCUCCGCCGCGUCCUCACCAUGAUCAUCGUGAACGCUUUCCUCUUACAUAUCCCCACCUCCGUGCUCACCUACGGCUCCAACCUCUCCUCCCACCCAGCCAUCUUCAUCUCCGGCUACAACAUUAUGGAAAAGAUCCAAAUGACCGGUUUUUGUCUGCAAGAAUUCAUCCUCUCCGUCCUCUACAUCUGGGAAACCAUCCGCAUGCUCCGCCUCGAUCCCGACCGCGGCAAACGCAAAAUCAUGUACCAGCUCGUCGCCAUCAACCUGAUCAUCAUCGCUCUGGAUCUGGGACUUCUCGUCAUCGAAUAUCGCGACCUCUACAUCCUCGAGACCAUGAUCAAACCCGUCAUCUACAGCGUCAAACUUAAGCUCGAAUUCGCCGUCCUUGGUAAACUCGUCCUUCUUGUGCGCAGCACCCACAACCUCACCUGGAAGCCUGAUUCGCCGCUCUAUGCUGCCACCUCGCCUGUCACUAUCCCGCCGCAGAUCCCGUGCCGCAACGGUGACAUCGUUAACGGUAAUUUCAACAAUAACAAUGACUUGCCCGACUUUGUCGAUGCCACGCGCGUUCCCUCAGAUCUCAACCACGCCGCGGCCGGCGCCGCACCCCGUCGACGGCCCCCGCCCCGCAUGGACUCGGAGGAACUCUCCAUCGCCAUGUUCGAGCACUCCGAGAGCGGUGGUGCGGGGACGGGCAAUAUCCUGAAAAGUGGGAUUGGUCGAGACCGAAGUUUCGAACGAGAUCAUGGACAUAGUCUGGAUCUUCCGCCCACGGGACACUCGAACGGCUCGCAAUCGUGGAGUGGGGAGACACAGACGAAUAACUCCGCCACGGAGCGGGAAUUAAGUCCGUUGGACUUUACCAAGCCGUUUGGAAGGCAGGAUAGUAGGAGUAGUUUCUAA